AGUCCUUUUGAUGUCUUCUUUUUUCGCUUUUCCGCCAUCCGGCUUCUCGAGUGGUCCCGUGGGGACACGACAGAGGGUGUACAUACGCCAGAAUCUGGUGUGGACAAACAGCAUGCUCCCGCCAGGUCUCUUUUUUGUGGAAAUCUUUGAGUUCUUCUGACUCGAUUUCCCGUCCAUCUUCUUGUUUUUCCUUUUCUUUUCUCUUUGCGUGCCCCAUUCAACUCUGCACGUUCUUGUGACUUUUCGUUCCCCGUUUUCACGCGGAUUUUCAUCUCUCCAGGUACUGCUGCAAAGAGUCUCCCCUAAACACGUCUUGCCCCCGGUCAACCCAACUGCCGUGACGGGCUUCGAGUUUCCUCAAUGGAAGUCGCGCCCUCUUUGUUCUGAGAGCGCGUCGCGGUGUUCCUGUGUCUUCCGCCUGUGUCUCCUCUCGUUUCUAAGCGACUGCCCCUGCUCCGGUACACUGCCGGCGACACAGUCGAAGACGUGGAGACGGGAGACUUUCUCUCUGUAGGCAGUCUCGGUUCCGAGCAGCCAUCUACCUGUACAGGAACCACUCUACAUGCUGCAAACGUUUUCAUCUCGUCAACAGAUGCUUGUCACCUUGUUUCCAAAGUCCAACCUCCCCGAGAACGGUCUUCCCUUCGUUUACCGCCUUCCGAAUUUAUCCGUUCUGCCCCCACCCUUUCUUAUCCACCUCUUCUUGUCUCUCCCCUUUUUUUGCUGAAGUCUUUUCUCUCGUCGGAUCCACGAAGAGUGCGUGGUCGUCCUCUCGAGUGACUUCCUCUCCCCAUUUCUUCGUCAGCCCCCCCCUUCGUUCUCGAGUUCUGUGUUUCCUGGAGACGGGGGUCCGUAUCAGAGGAAUGGAAAAAACGCCAGAUUGUUUCUGACGAACAUGUUCUUCGUUGUGGAGCAGUGGCACAAUGUGGCCUUGCGGCCAGCUCAGCUCGGGCGUCGAUACACCCAAUACGUCGAGACGCUUCUUCGGCAGCAGGUCGAGGGCAAAUGUUUACACAACUUGGGGUACAUCAUCUGCGUGAUCCGCAUUGUCCAUAUGGAAGCCGGAAGAGUGCAGGAUGGCACAGGGAUGGUCAUCGUCGCGGCCAGAUACCAAGCAAUUGCGUUUAAGCCCUUCAAGGACGAGGUCCUUGACGCCGUCAUCACCGACGUGAACAAGCUCGGAUUGUUUGCUCAGUGUGGACCUUUGAAGGUUUUUGUCUCUCGAGCCUCGCUGCCUCCUUCCUUCGUCUAUCAAGACGACAGUGCAGUGGGCUGUAUGACCGACGGCGAGGUGGAACUUCGUGUCGACAGUGACAUUCGCCUUCGGCUGCUUGGCGUUCGCUACGAUUCCAUGAAUCUUUUUGCGAUUGCAACAAUUAACGAAAGUUACUUAGGUCCCAUCCACCACAGCAACUUGGGUGGCCAGGGAAACGCGGCUUUAUUCGGCAGUUUGGGAUCCUCGGACUUUGCCGCUUCUCAGUCUUCACCACUCCAGUCUCCCCAUUCUCCGACGCUUUGA
Toxoplasma gondii ME49 is the source of this 1519-nucleotide messenger RNA. It is a transcript of the gene POLR2G, whose product is annotated as DNA-directed RNA polymerase II RPB7. The record is from RefSeq and is a predicted model, not a curated record. The transcript has 4 exons. NCBI's taxonomy places the organism in Eukaryota, Apicomplexa, Conoidasida, Eucoccidiorida, Sarcocystidae. Gene Ontology annotation, biological process: positive regulation of nuclear-transcribed mRNA poly(A) tail shortening; DNA-templated transcription; transcription initiation at RNA polymerase II promoter. Gene Ontology annotation, cellular component: P-body; RNA polymerase II, core complex. The coding region runs from base 896 to 1519 and encodes 207 amino acids. Gene Ontology annotation, molecular function: single-stranded RNA binding; translation initiation factor binding; single-stranded DNA binding.